Molecule: messenger RNA, 771 nt
Organism: Papaver somniferum (opium poppy)
Lineage: Eukaryota; Viridiplantae; Streptophyta; Magnoliopsida; Ranunculales; Papaveraceae
Product: 20 kDa chaperonin, chloroplastic-like
Exons: 5
Coding region: 1-771 (256 amino acids)
Molecular function (GO): protein folding chaperone; metal ion binding; protein-folding chaperone binding
Source: RefSeq, a predicted model, not a curated record
AUGUUUGGUAAAUCUAGAAUUGAAACCCUGAGGCAGAAACUCUCUCCUUCUCUCUCAUUUGGAACCUUUUCACAGCUUCUAUCUCACCUUUCUUUCUUUCUUUCUUUCUUUCUUUCUUUCUGUGUCUCAAUUUCUGUAAAAAAAAAUCCGAUCCAUCACAUAUCUUAUGAAGUAAAACAAAAAGUAAAACUUGUUUCCGGAAUUAAACCUCAAAUCCGUAACAUCUCUAGUUCACAGUUUGAAAGGAACUCGAAUCCCUCGUUUCUCUCUCAGAAAUUGAAAGGGAAUGACGCGGCCGUUACAGUUUUAGCCGUUGGGAGACACAAGCCCUUGGGAGACAGGGUGCUUGUUGUAACCAAGACAGCAGAGCAGAAGACCACAGGUGGUAUUCAGUCGCCUUCUACCGCUCAGACUAAGCCACAAGGAAGUGAGCUCCUUGCUAUUGAGAAGGGUAAGACCGUCGGAAAGGCCCAAGUCGAUGUUAGUGUGAAGACUGGUGCUCAAAUCAUUUACUCCAAAUAUGCCGGAACUGAAGUGGACUUGAAUGGAGUAAGCCAUCUUUUAUUGAAUGACGAUGGCAUUCUUGGUAUUCUCGAGACCGAAGAUGUCAAGGAUUUUAAUCCCCUGAGCGAACGCGUGUUAAUUAACGUUGAGGAGGCCGAGAAGGAAACUGCUGGUGGGUUACUUCUAACAGAGGAUAGCAAGGAGAAGCCCUCCAUUGGAACGGUAUAUCAGUUUGUCCUUUCUUUGUACAUGUACUAUGUAAGCUGA